Molecule: messenger RNA, 3153 nt
Organism: Dicentrarchus labrax (European seabass)
Lineage: Eukaryota; Metazoa; Chordata; Actinopteri; Moronidae
Gene: lhcgr
Product: luteinizing hormone/choriogonadotropin receptor
Exons: 11
Coding region: 159-2324 (721 amino acids)
Biological process (GO): phospholipase C-activating G protein-coupled receptor signaling pathway; ovulation cycle process; luteinizing hormone signaling pathway
Cellular component (GO): membrane
Molecular function (GO): luteinizing hormone receptor activity
Source: RefSeq, a predicted model, not a curated record
CACUUGAUGAGAAGUUGAGUAACAGGUGGCUGACAUUGUCCUCCGCACGGCUUCGAUGACGAUCUGCUGCGGUUGCAGCAAAAGAGACUUUAAAGAAGGGCCAGAGAUCUUAAUGCGCAGCACUCAGCGGGCAUCCCGGCUUCUGUGCGUUUUACAGAAUGUGGACCUCGCUGCCGGCGCUCUUGUUCCUGUCUGUUUUGGGCUUCUACGGAUGCAAGUGCGCUCCGGGUUUCGGCUGUCCGAGGAUCUGCCGCUGUUUCUCCAACACAAUCAGAUGCAACAAUGUAACUCAAGGGUCGGCGCUGAUGAUGGAUCACAGAGAUAAAAGACUGUUUCUCUAUCAUUUGUCUUUGAACACCAUUUCCAGCCAUUCUUUUGAUGGUUUAAAAGGAGUCCAGAGGAUUGAGAUUGCUCAGAGUGUAACCCUGGAAACCAUUGAGGCAUUAGCCUUUAAUAACCUUCUCAACCUCUCUGAAAUCUCAGUCCAGAACACGAGGAGUCUGAUGCACAUUGGCAGAAGGACAUUCAAUAACCUCCCCAAACUACAUUACUUGAGCAUCUCAAAUACUGGGAUAACCCUUUUCCCUGACAUUACAUAUAUCAAUUCUCUUGAAUCCGAGUUUAUCUUGGAUAUAUGUGAUAACCUGUAUCUACUGGAAAUACCUCCUAACGCUUUCAUCGGACUGACAAAGGAGUAUGUUACAAUGAACCUGUAUAACAACGGCAUCAGAGAAAUACACGACUACGCCUUCAACGGGACAAAGAUAGAUAAGCUGGUAUUAAAGAAUAAUCGAAACCUCAGAGUGAUCCACAGAUAUGCUUUCGAAGGAGCCACAGGACCUGGAGUCUUGGACGUUUCUGCGACAGCUCUCACAAAGUUGCCACCGCAGGGACUGGAGUCAGUUCUGGUGUUGUUUGCUCAGUCAGCAUAUGCCUUGAAGAGUCUGCCUCCUCUGCAGGGACUGUGGAGCCUGCGAGAGGCCCAUCUCACCUACAACAGUCACUGUUGUGCGCUGCUGAGCUGGAACACCCACAGGGACUUUUCCAUUAAUCCUGCAUAUAAUAAUGACUCUACUUAUUGUGAUGAGAGUGACCAAUUAGCAAGGGUUCAGCGUGUGAUUGGAGGUUCAGCAGACACGACUCUAGUUAUGGAUAUGCCAUUUUUUUCAGACGUUGAUUUAUCUGAGGACGAGGGCUUUGGAGACGUGAAUUUCCACUAUCCAGAGCUGGACUUCUGUCAGACCCGACCAACUUUGGUUUGCACACCUGAAGCAGAUGCUUUCAAUCCCUGUGAGGACAUUGCAGGUUUCAGUUUUCUCAGAGUAGCCAUUUGGUUUAUCAACAUACUGGCCAUCACAGGCAACCUGACAGUCCUCCUAGUCUCCUUCACCAGCCGCAACAAGCUGACGGUGCCUCGCUUCCUCAUGUGCCACCUGGCUUUUGCAGACCUCUGCAUUGGGAUCUACCUCCUAAUGAUAGCCACAGUAGACUUCCGCACACAGGGCCACUACAGUCAGCAUGCUAUUGAAUGGCAAACAGGGUCUGGCUGUAGUGCUGCAGGCUUCCUGUCUGUGUUUGGUGGGGAGCUGUCAGUCUACACGCUUUCCACCAUCACCCUGGAGCGCUGGCACACCAUCACCAACGCUCUGCAGAUAGAGCGCCAUCUGGUACUCACACAGGCAGCGAGCAUAAUGGCGGCUGGGUGGAUCAUCUGUCUGGGGAUGGGGAUGCUGCCUCUGUUUGGCGUGAGCAGUUACGCCAAAGUCAGCAUGUGCUUACCAAUGGACAUAGAGACCCCCCUGGCUCAGGCCUUCAUCAUACUCAUCCUGCUCUUCAACGUGGGCGCCUUUGUUGUUGUGUGUGUUUGUUACGUGCUGAUCUAUCUGGCUGUGAAAAACCCAGAGUUCCCCAGAAGAAGCGCUGACACCAAGAUUGCAAAGCGCAUGGCUGUGCUCAUCUUCACUGAUUUCCUCUGCAUGGCUCCCAUCUCCUUCUUUGCCAUCUCUGCUGCAUUCAAGGUCCCCCUCAUCACAGUCACUAACUCCAAGAUCCUGCUGGUCCUCUUCUUCCCCAUCAAUUCUUGUGCCAAUCCCUUCCUUUACGCUAUCUUCACCAAGGCUUUUAGAAAGGACGCAUAUCAGCUCAUGAGUGCCAUGGGAUGCUGUAAAAGCAAGGCCAGUGUUUAUCGCAUGAAGGCCUACUGCUCCGAAAAUGCAAUCAAGAGCAACCUGGGAUCCAAUAAUAAAGAAUCAGGCACAGGAGGGCGGCGGGCUGCGGUGGCAGGGCAGAGCCAUCACCUGAAAGAGGAGAGGGAGCUCACCUGAAAUAAAAAGAUUCAAAAGUCUUUUAAUUGGACAAUUGGUCAAGAGAAACUAAGGAAAAAACAACUCAUGCUGGAUUUGGAGGAAAUUACUCUAACAUGUUGACAUUGAUGGCAUAUUUUAAUCUGCACUGUUGGAGAUAUUUGUAUUAGAAAGUAUAAGAAAAUCUUAUUGCCUUUUCCAAAUCUGAUAUCAGUUCAACCCAAUAAAAAAAUACUUUUUUUGUUGACUGGUUAUGACAGGAAAAGUAAAACGAAUAACACUGAUGAUCGCUCUGUUGUUUCAGGCCCACCUGUAGUUUCAUAUGUCAAAAUGUCUUGUAAAUAUACAGAAGAAAGCUCUGGAAACAGCUACUAAAUGGACCUUUAUGGACCUUUGUUGUAUUGUCAGCUAUGAACUGUCAUAUCUCAGUAUUUAAUUGGAUGACCUAAACGAACAAGAAGUCUUUAAAAUGCUGCAAAAAAACUCACAUUUGAAACACCACCUGUUCAGAUCUACUGAUUGUAUGACACAGUGUUAAACUCCUUGUGGUGAGACUGAGUGAUCUGCUUCAUCCUAGCUUCAUCUCCAAAGUUCAUCUGAAUGAGAAUCAAACCAGAGCUGUCAGUUUAUCUCAAUGUUAUUGAUGUAUGUGAAAUAAAUUGUCCGCUUCAUUCUGGGUGUGAAAUUAAGAACAUCUAUAGCCAUGGUUAGUAUUUAAAGGUUAUAGCCUAUAGUUGACCACGUGGUGGAGUAGUUGGGAGGAAAACUUCUACACCACUUGAGUUUUUGUUGUUCUUUUGGCCUAAGGGUUUUUGGGAUUAUGUAAUUAAAAAUAAAAGACUUCACCUAC